AUGGGUGGUGUCGCUGGGCCGCCGCUGCUGCGGCUGCCGCUGCUGCUGCUGCUGUCGUGUUCCUGGGGGUCCGCCACAGCCGAGGCAGAGACCGGGUCCUUCGAGGUGCUGGUGCUCCCCACGGUAAGCGGCAUCCGGAACGACAACGUGACCCUGCAGUGUAAAGUGCAGACGCAGAAGGACGACCUGCAAGUGACGCUGGCGACGUGGCAGCGGCAGGACCCCACGGGGGCCCAAAGCGUGGCUGUCUUCCAUCCGACCCAGGGCAGCAGCUUCCCGCCACACCCCAGCAUUCCCGAGUCCGGGCGGCUGCAGUUCGUGGCCGCCAGACCUGGCGAGAAGCUGCGGGACGCAUCGCUCAUGGUGCGGGGGUUGCGCGCCGGAGACGAGGCCAACUACACCUGCCAUAUCGCCACGUUCCCGCAUGGUAGCAAGAGCGCCCGCACCUGGCUCCGUGUACUGGCCAAGCCCCAGAACAAGGCUGAGAUCCAGAAGGUUCCGCUCAGCCCGCUCGGCGCGGAGCCUGUGCCUGUGGCCCGCUGCGUCUCCACGGCAGGUCUCCCACCUGCCCAGAUCUCCUGGUCCUUGAAUGGGAAGGUCACUAAGAGCCAGGAGCCUGGACCCCUGCCUCGCACAUUCACCGUUACCAGCCUCUUAGCCUUAACACCCUCGAGCCAGGUGGACGGCAAAAAUGUCAGCUGCAUAGUGGAGCACGAGACCUUUGAGGAGCCCGUCCUGCUGCCUGUGACCCUCUCUGUGUCCUACCCCCCCGAGGUCUCCAUCUCCGGUUAUGAUGGCAACUGGUACCUCGGCCGCAGUGAAGCCACCCUGAACUGUGACGUCCGCAGCAACCCAGAGCCCACACGCUAUGACUGGAGCACGACCACGGGUCCCCUGCCACCCUCUGCUGUCCCCAGUGGCUCCCAGCUCCUGAUCCAUUCGGUGAACACAUCCAUCAACACGACCUUCAUCUGCCGUGUCACCAACGCCCUAGGGACGGCUGAGGCAAAACAGAGUGUCCUGGUCAAAGAAGAACCUCCCAAGGAUCAGUCCUCUGGGACCAACACCCUGACUGUGGUCCUGAUUGUGGUCCUGUCUGUGGUCCCGACUGUGGUCGUGGCUGGUCUGGUGUACCGUUUCUGGGGGCCCAAAUGCAACUCUCAGAAUCAACGCAGCAGCCCCUCCUCUAACAAUAAUGUCUCCUAUGCAGCUGUCAACUUGGACCCAGUUAAGGCCAGCUCUCCCCCAGACCGGUGGAUGGAUGGGAAAGAGACAGAGGGCACGCGGUGACAGCUGCGGACAGGAUGGAGAGAGACGGGAGCUGGCAAGGAGGAGGGCCUCACAGCUGGACCCCCCGCAGUGGAUGAAGUCUCUCUCCACAGAAACAGACCACCCUCUUUGUGCCAGACCUCAAGAUGCCCCCUCUGUUUUGCAAGGCAGUGGGCGGGUGCAAUUUCUGACACCCCAGACCUUCCUCAGGUUCAGUGUGUUCACUGAGGACUCACAGAACACAGGAUAGGUGUUAUUCUCCGGGUCACAGGUCACUGCAAUGGCAGUGAGGUUAGCACCAGUGAUGUGACCUGGGGUGAGACCUGGCAGGAUCAUCCAGUCGUCUGCUCCCAGUGGAGUCACAUGACAGCGCUCACAUCUCCCAGCAAUGGCCGUGUGACAACACACAGGGUAUUGCCAACCAGCAAAACUAAUCCCAGGCUUGGCUUCCAGAGUUUUUAUUGGGGGUUAAUCAGGUCGGCGCAGCCAACUUUAGUCUCAAGCACUUCCACAGGGCAAGCCAGGCCGGGGGCCCGCCAGAAAUCGCACUGUUAGCGUAGGGGGUCUGGAGUGGCCCAAGGCCUCCGGGAAACAAGACUGCCGUCAGCCAGGACACUUCAAGAGCUUAGAGGUUGUCUCCUGUGACAAAACAUCAAAUCUCUCUCUGGGCAAGACUCAUCUUUUCCUGCACAGGGCGGGCACAGGGUCACCUGGGAUGUUCCAGCUGCCAGAGAAUUUUGAUGAGAAUUUUAUCCUUGGCCUGGAGCUCCCCAUUCUCCAUGUCAGUCAAAUUUCUGCAGCUGCAAGAAGCAGCCGCCGAUCCUCGUCACCAGAAGAGAACCAGCAGCUGGAACUUAGCUGCCUGGGGCUGUCCAAGGAGCAGGAACAACUGGUGGACAUGACCUUGGAGGUUAUCUGUCCCAGGCACCUUCUUCAGGGGGCAUUGGGCACCACCGGGCUGGUGUUGACAGGACCCCAGGCAUGGACGCCACUGAUCUGCUCAGGAAAGCAGAUGUCAUUCCCAAAAGGCAAAGGAAGAGAUGCUGGGGAAGCCGCUGUGCAGGACCUACGCCCUCAGACCAGGACGGACGCAUCCCAAGCCCAGGGGGCAGAGCUGCUGAGAUACAACUGUUCACCUUAAAACAGUCCGCGAUCAUUGGAUUCUUACAGCGAGAACUGUGUACUGGGGAACGUACCUGUAGGAGAUGAGACCUUGGCCUGGAAGCUGAACUGGAGAGUGAGGUGCGAGCUGCUCUGCAAGAGAAACCGGGAACGAUGUGGGAUCUGCUCUGGGCAGAGACGGGAGAGUGUGGAACAGAGGAGGAUGGGGAAGAGGCAGGACCCAGCAGGACGGUAAGGGCGAGGGGCUCGGGGUGACCAGGCCAGUGGAACUCCGCAGUGUCAGAGGACAAGGCAGAGAUUGGCUGCGUUGCUGCCACGUAAACCCCUUCUCCGUCCCCAGUCCCCAGACACCUUAUUAAAGUUUAUAACAUCUGGCGCAGCUGUGUGCAGGGGCUCUAUUAUGGGAAUGAGGAGGAGCUAAAUUUCACGUGGGCUGUCACUGUGUGGGAUAGAA
Pteronotus mesoamericanus is the source of this 2845-nucleotide messenger RNA. It is a transcript of the gene PVR, whose product is annotated as PVR cell adhesion molecule. The record is from RefSeq and is a predicted model, not a curated record. Bases 1 to 1290 code for a protein of 429 amino acids. The transcript has 8 exons. Gene Ontology annotation, biological process: coreceptor-mediated virion attachment to host cell; susceptibility to natural killer cell mediated cytotoxicity; fusion of virus membrane with host plasma membrane. Gene Ontology annotation, molecular function: cell adhesion molecule binding. Lineage: Eukaryota; Metazoa; Chordata; Mammalia; Chiroptera; Mormoopidae. Gene Ontology annotation, cellular component: plasma membrane; extracellular exosome; apical junction complex.